Messenger RNA from Eublepharis macularius, 4515 nucleotides. It is a transcript of the gene CPS1, whose product is annotated as carbamoyl-phosphate synthase 1. The coding region runs from base 1 to 4515 and encodes 1504 amino acids. Gene Ontology annotation, molecular function: carbamoyl-phosphate synthase (glutamine-hydrolyzing) activity; metal ion binding; ATP binding. NCBI's taxonomy places the organism in Eukaryota, Metazoa, Chordata, Lepidosauria, Squamata, Eublepharidae. The transcript has 38 exons. Gene Ontology annotation, cellular component: carbamoyl-phosphate synthase complex; cytoplasm. The record is from RefSeq and is a predicted model, not a curated record. Gene Ontology annotation, biological process: L-glutamine metabolic process; 'de novo' pyrimidine nucleobase biosynthetic process; L-arginine biosynthetic process.
AUGACAAGAAUUUUGACCACUUGCAAAAUGUUGAAAACAUUGAAGGGCAGGUGUGGUAUUUUUCAUAGGGCUUCUCAUCAUAUUCACCAUAAUCGGGCAUUUUCAAGAACUGGCAUCCGAUCACUGAGUAUGAAGGCACAGACAGCCAACUUGGUGCUGGAAGAUGGAACCAAGAUGAAGGGCUUCUCCUUCGGUCAUCCAUCCUCUACUGCUGGGGAAGUUGUGUUCAAUACCGGCCUUGCUGGGUACGCAGAAAGUCUGACAGACCCCAGCUAUCAUGGACAGAUUCUCACACUGGUUAAUCCCAUCAUAGGCAAUGGUGGUGUCCCAGAUUCUGCAGCUUUGGAUGAAAUGGGCCUCAGCAGAUUCUUGGAAUCAGAUGGCAUCAAGGCUUCAGGCUUGCUGGUGUUGGAUUAUAGUAAUGACUACAGUCACUGGCAGGCGACCCAGACCCUUGGGGAGUGGCUGAAAGAGGAAAAGGUCCCGGCUCUUUACGGUAUUGAUACCAGGAUGCUCUCAAAGAUCAUUCGAGACAAGGGAACUGUUCUUGGGAAGAUUGAGUUUGAGGGUCAGCCAGUGGAGUUCUUGGAUCCGAACAAGAAAAACUUGGUUGCUGAAGUUUCAACCAAGGACGUCAAAGUAUAUGGCAAAGGAAAUCCAAUAAAAGUCAUAGCUGUGGAUUGUGGAUUAAAGCACAACGCUAUUCGUUUGCUUGUAAAGAGAGGUGCUGAGGUGCAUCUUGUUCCUUGGAAUCAUGAUUUCACUAAGAUGGAUUAUGACGGACUUUUCAUUUCUGGCGGCCCUGGGGAUCCAACCCAAGCACAAGAGCUUAUUGAGAAUGUCAGGAAGGUUCUAGAAAGUGAUCGCCAAGAGCCUCUCUUUGGGAUUAAUUUGGGAAACCUCAUUACUGGUCUAGCAGCUGGGGCUUCCUCCUACAAAAUGCCCAUGGCUAACAGAGGACAGAACCAACCAGUUGUGAACAUGAUAAAUGGACAGGCUUUCAUUACCGCUCAGAAUCACGGCUAUGCGAUUGACAGCUGCUCCCUCCCUCCUGGCUGGAAGCCUCUCUUUGUGAAUGCCAAUGAUCAAACAAAUGAGGGAAUUAUGCAUGAGACCAAGCCAGUUUUCACAGUGCAAUUCUACCCAGAAGCCAACCCUGGGCCAACAGACACACAGUUUUUAUUUGAUUCAUUUAUUUCACUGAUCAAGAAGGGGAAAAGUACCAGCGUCGCUUCAGUGCUACCCAAGGCCACCCCGGUAACUUCAAGAGCUGAGGUUUCCAAAGUCCUGAUCCUGGGAUCUGGUGGCUUGUCGAUUGGUCAAGCUGGAGAAUUUGAUUAUUCUGGAUCACAAGCUGUCAAGGCCAUGAAGGAAGAAAAUGUGAAAACUGUCCUGAUGAACCCCAAUAUUGCUUCAGUUCAGACCAACGAAGUUGGCGUAAAGCAGGCCGACACGGUUUAUUUUCUCCCUAUCACCCCGCAUUUUGUUACGGAGGUCAUCAGAACAGAACGGCCCGAUGGGCUAAUUCUUGGUAUGGGUGGGCAGACCGCUCUCAACUGUGGAGUGGAGCUGUUCAAACGCGGCAUUCUCCAAGAGUAUGGAGUGAAGGUCCUUGGAACUUCUGUUGAGUCCAUCAUGGCCACAGAAGACAGGCAGUUGUUUUCCAACAAGCUCAAUGAAAUUAAUGAGAAGAUUGCUCCCAGCUUUGCUGUGGAAUCGAUAGAUGAGGCUUUGGAGGCAGCAGAGAAAAUUGGCUAUCCAGUCAUGAUACGCUCCGCUUAUGCCCUGGGUGGACUAGGAUCAGGUUUAUGUCAUGACAAGGAACAGCUGACGGAUCUCAGUACCAAGGCUUUUGCCAUGACCAACCAAAUCCUUGUGGAGAAAUCACUUGUAGGAUGGAAGGAGAUUGAGUACGAAGUGGUGAGAGAUGCUGCUGAUAACUGCAUCACAGUCUGCAAUAUGGAAAAUGUUGAUGCCAUGGGAGUUCAUACAGGGGAUUCCAUUGUUGUGGCCCCCAGCCAAACUCUCUCAAAUGAGGAGCUGCAGAUGUUACGAGAAUCGACCAUCAAGGUUGUCCGCCAUUUGAACAUCAUAGGAGAGUGUAACAUCCAGUAUGCCUUACACCCCACUUCUCUGGAGUAUUGCAUCAUUGAAGUUAAUGCUCGGCUCUCUAGAAGCUCUGCUUUAGCAUCGAAGGCUACAGGGUAUCCUUUGGCAUUUAUUGCUGCCAAAAUUGCCCUUGGGAUCCCCUUGCCAGAAAUUGAGAAUGUCGUGUCUGGAAAGACAACCGCCUGCUUCGAGCCUAGCCUGGACUACAUAGUCACCAAGGUACCCCGUUGGGAUCUUGACCGUUUUCAAGGUGCCUCCAGCAAGAUCGGAAGCUCUAUGAAGAGUGUGGGUGAGGUAAUGGCUAUCGGGCGUACCUUUGAAGAGAGCUUCCAGAAGGCCUUGAGGAUGUGCCACCCCUCUGUUGAUGGCUUCACGUCCCAGCUGCCAAUGAACAAAGACUGGUCAGCUAAUGUGGAUCUCCAGAAAGAGUUGGCUGAACCUUCCAGCACACGUGUGUAUGCGAUUGCCAAGGCCUUGCACGACAACAUCCCUGUGGAAGAUGUUCAUAAACUGACAUUCAUUGACAAAUGGUUCAUCUAUAAGAUGCGUGACAUUGUGAAGAUGGAGAAGAGCCUGAAAAGCCUAAGCGGCGAGUCUGUUCCAGAAGGCACCCUGAGAAGAGCCAAACAGAUCGGCUUCUCGGACAAACAGAUUGGGAAGUGCCUGGGAGUGACUGAACCACAGAGCAGGAACCUGAGACUGAAGAAGAACGUCACACCAUGGGUGAAACAGAUUGACACGCUGGCAGGAGAAUACCCUGCUGUAACUAAUUACCUCUAUGUCACUUAUAAUGGCCAGGAGCAUGAUGUAAAAUUUGAUGACCACGGAAUGAUGGUGCUGGGCUGUGGACCGUAUCACAUAGGGAGCAGCGUAGAAUUCGACUGGUGUGCUGUUUCCUGCAUCCGCACCUUGCGCCAGCUCUGCAAAAAGACUGUCGUCGUGAACUGCAACCCAGAGACAGUGAGCACCGAUUUUGAUGAGUGUGACAGGCUGUACUUUGACGAACUGUCCCUGGAAAGGAUUUUGGACAUCUACCAACAGGAGGCAUGUGAUGGCUGUAUCAUCUCUGUGGGAGGGCAGAUUCCAAAUAACCUGGCUGUGCCCCUUUACAAGAAUGGGGUUAACAUCAUGGGUACCAACCCACUGCAGAUCAACCGGGCAGAAGACCGCUCCAUAUUCUCGGCUGUUCUUGAUGAGUUGCAGGUGGCUCAGGCACCCUGGAGAGCAGUGGAUUCUUUGGAAGAUGCCAUUGAAUUUGCAGACUUGGUUGGCUACCCGUGUUUGCUGAGACCUUCCUACGUUUUGAGUGGCUCAGCAAUGAAUAUAGUGUAUACAGAAAAAGAGAUGAAGAAAUUCUUGGCAGAGGCAACUAGAGUUUCACAGGAACACCCUGUUGUACUCACUAAAUUCAUUGAGGGAGCUCGAGAAGUGGAAAUGGAUGCCGUUGCAAAGAAUGGGAAGGUGAUCUGUCAUGCCGUCUCUGAGCAUGUGGAGGAUGCAGGAGUUCACUCGGGAGAUGCCACUUUGAUGUUUCCUGCCCAGACGAUUAGCCAAGGAGCCUUGGAGAAGGUAAAAAUUGCAACCAGAAAGAUUGCAAAUGCCUUUGCUAUCUCCGGACCAUUCAAUGUUCAGUUUCUCAUCCGGGGGAAUGAUGUCUUGGUGAUCGAGUGCAACCUGCGGGCUUCACGGUCUUUUCCAUUCGUGUCCAAGUCUCUUGGUCUGGACUUCAUUGAUGUGGCCACUAAAGUGAUGACGGGGGAAACAAUUCACGAGUCUGCCCUUCCUGUCCUGGAAAAACCAACAAUCCCUUCAGACUAUGUAGGCGUCAAGGCUCCAAUGUUCUCCUGGCCUCGUCUGAGGGACGUUGACCCUGUUCUCCGAUGUGAAAUGGCAUCCACCGGGGAGGUGGCCUGUUUUGGAGAAAAUGUUCAGUCUGCCUUCAUGAAGGCAAUGCUGUCGACAGGCUUUAAGGUGCCAAAGAAAGGAAUCCUGCUUGGAAUCCAGCAUUCCUUCCGCCCCAGAUUCCUCGAUGAAGCAGGGCAGCUACAUAAGCAAGGCUUUAAGCUUUAUGCUACCGAAGAAACAUCCCAGUGGCUCAAUGCCAAUGGCAUCUCAGCAUCUCCUGUAGCCUGGCCAUCCCAGGAAAGCCAGGACCCCAUGCUCCUUUCAGUCAGACAGCUCAUGAAGGAUGGGAGCAUAGACUUGGUCAUUAACCUCUCCAAUAACGGCACACAGUUUGUCCAUGACAAUUACCUGAUCCGCAGGACAGCUGUUGACAGUGGGAUCUCGCUCCUUACUAAUUUACAGGUAGCAAAGCUCUUCACAGAAGCUAUUGAGCACUCUGGAAAACUCGACUGUAAAAGUCUUUUCCACUACAGACAGUUCAAGGCCAGCACAGCAGCAUAA